Akanthomyces muscarius is the source of this 1356-nucleotide messenger RNA. RefSeq lists its product as uncharacterized. The record is from RefSeq and is a predicted model, not a curated record. The coding region runs from base 1 to 1356 and encodes 451 amino acids. The transcript has a single exon. NCBI's taxonomy places the organism in Eukaryota, Fungi, Ascomycota, Sordariomycetes, Hypocreales, Cordycipitaceae.
AUGAAGCUCAGCAGCUCACGCCGUGCGGCAAGCCUCAAGCCAGAAGACUUUGACCACGAAAUCUCUCUAGUCGACAAUGAUGGCACAAUCUCCCCGCAUAAUGGCCACCACUAUGCGCAAAUGGACAGGACUACCACCGCUUCUAAUCUCUUGACUCCAACCCCCAGUACCCGAAGAGGUAGCCGUGCCCAAGCCAGCGCCGAUGGGUCGAGUACGUCUAGUAGGCGUCCAAGCCCCAGCGGCAGUCGUCAGGUGAUACUCGAGCUUCCCGAAGAGCAAGACAACCAGCAGCCUCUUAGGCCAUCACCAUCUCAGCCUUCUAUUAAAGUCCAAGAUGCGACUCCGAUGCCUGAACCCCAGUCUUACUCCACACCCAAGAAGAAAACCGACAAUCGAGAAACCGCGAUCGAUAUCCUCUACGAAAACGAACGAGGUGGCUUCCUAUGCGGUGCUGCUUUGUUCUCCUCGAAAGCGCUGGGUGGCUUGGACCCCUCGCCAUGGACAAACGAAUUCCACAAGCCUUCCCUGACGGACAUCAAUACAGCCGUUGUCCCCGACCCGACAUGGGAAUGGGCUUGGCCUGAGUGGCGCGUCAAUCAUCAGGAAGGGGUCGACGAGUUUGGAUGGGAAUAUUCAUUUGCAUUUUCUAGCGCAUUUUCCUGGCAUGGUGCCAAGUGGUGGAACUCGUUUGUCAGAAGACGAGCUUGGAUUCGGAGAAGGGUCAAGAAGCGUUGCGACCACAAGCCUGACGAACCUCAUCUCCUCACCAGCGACUACUUCGCUGUACGGCCAGCAUCACAGCGUACAAAAGCCACAACUAGCAGCCUCGUUAGCCGGGGUCCCAGCCGGGCAAGUUCGGCGCGAGGGUCUACCGUGGAUUUCAUUGAAGAGGAACCCGACAUUGACGAUCUUCCGACUCUGAUGCGUAGACUUCGCUUCUCUCGCAUAGAUCGCGAGAAAAGAGAAGCCGUCGAAAGCUAUCUUGAGCACGCGCAAGACCUCCCGGCCAUGCAAAGGAACAUGCACGAAAUCAUGGGACUCUUCGUUUUUCAAGCAUCCCGCAGGUUGUUGCUAUGUCACAUUGUCACCAAAUACAACGAAGCCGUCAGAGACGCCGAGAUGAAGCCCACACCGGCCAUGAAGAACCGGAAAGACGCGCUGAGUGCGGCACUUCGGCAUGCGGAUGAGGAAGUUCGCAAGCUAGCUUACUGGAGCGACGUGAAGCACAUGGUUGCUUCGGGUGAAUCGAGACUGAAUCUGGGAGAUGACCGACACCAAUUUUAUGAGACUUUUGAGGGCAUCGACCAGAGUGGUCCAGCACCACCCAAUGGAGGCGACCUCCCCGGCAAAUCAUGA